Messenger RNA from Drosophila navojoa, 722 nucleotides. RefSeq lists its product as uncharacterized. The record is from RefSeq and is a predicted model, not a curated record. NCBI's taxonomy places the organism in Eukaryota, Metazoa, Arthropoda, Insecta, Diptera, Drosophilidae.
CUAGCUGCAACUGGAAACUGCAAACAGUUCACUUAGCGCAUUCAGCGAGAUGAGUUCUAAGCUUCGCAGCCUCUCAGUGGGAAUCAUUCUAAUUUUGCUGUCUAUUCAGCAAGCUGAGGCCUUCUUUUUCUUUCCACGCGGUGCCUCAAUAGGUUUUUUAGCUGCUGUGGCAAUUCCAUUGGAUCUGACGUAUCGCAAUGUUUAUAUGGCCUUCAAUUUUGAGUCGAACUACGGCCUGCCGUCGAAUAAUUCGUACCAUGAGUGGAUCGAUAGGUGGGAUCUGGACGAGAGUUUCCUCGGCGUCGGCAGCGAUGUAACGCCCAUAGAUGGACGCACCGCUGAUAACCUGGAGAAACGUUCGAUUGCGGCACCGCCCCGGUUUACACGUCACGACUUCUACAGAGCGAUUGUUAGCUAUUUGGGUCAGUAUGGCUACAAUGGCAGCGCCUGUUUGCUGCGCACCAUCUGCGAGGUGAGCGCCGCGCCGCUGGAUGCCCACAACGGCCUAUUGGGCAGCAUAUUCAAAAUUCUAUUCAUGCCAACAACUAGCGCCGCCGAGCAGCGACUCCAGCACGUGGACAGCCUCUAUGCGGCAUCGGAGCGCGGCACGCGCAAUCUAAACUGUGCCGAUUACGUGGCUGGCUGUGCACACAGUAUGCUGGACAUGAUAAGCGUUAUGCUCUAAAUCUGUAGAGUGUGCUCACAUAUGCACUCGGAGAAUG